Messenger RNA from Rotaria sordida, 522 nucleotides. The record is from the annotation of a GenBank genome assembly. NCBI's taxonomy places the organism in Eukaryota, Metazoa, Rotifera, Eurotatoria, Philodinida, Philodinidae.
AUGGUCGUAGGAGCAAAUCUCGAAGCGUACCCUCAAUAUACAACUGUUCUGAUAGCAUCGUCGUCUGGUGAACAUGAGCAGUUAGAAUCUGGCUACAGUUCUUCGAUGGCUACAUCAAACCCAGAGAGUCUUCCAAAGGUAAAACGAUCAACAACUGGACAACAAUCUAAGCAUGUCGAAACACAAUCAAGAGCUUCAGUUAGCACUCGGCAAUCAAUCUCAGCACAUCAUCAAGUAAAACAGCCAGUGGAUCCAAUCGUUAGAUAUCGUAGUCAAAACGCAACCUAUUCCUUAAUAUCAAUGGAUAUGAUGAUAUCAAAACAAUUCAAAACAAUUGAAACGAAUACUUCAAUUAAUCACAGCCGUUGUUUACGUACUCCAUCCAAAUAUCAAGAAGAGAGUACAGAUUAUUCUGAUGAUUGGGAAACUGAUUAUUCAGACGAUUUUACAUCAGAUAGCGAAAAUAGUUGGAAGCCCAUCCCGAAGAAAGCCUCUGAAUUCGUAAAUGUAUCAACACAAUAA